Messenger RNA from Arabidopsis lyrata subsp. lyrata, 806 nucleotides. RefSeq lists its product as uncharacterized. Bases 250 to 627 code for a protein of 125 amino acids. The record is from RefSeq and is a predicted model, not a curated record. NCBI's taxonomy places the organism in Eukaryota, Viridiplantae, Streptophyta, Magnoliopsida, Brassicales, Brassicaceae. The transcript has a single exon.
AUUUUUUGAUACAGAAAAGUAUGGAUGCUAUAUGUAAUGCCAAACAUUUGCCAGACAAGUGCACAUGCCCAAUGUCAAAAACGUUAAAUUGCAAUCCCCACCAGCUGUAAUAUUGUGCGGAUCUCAUUGUAAUAAAAAUUACUCGAUUCGUGAACCUCUCGACACAUUUAUAUAUAUAUGGCACAUUACUAUAGCUUAGAGUACCAUUCAUUAUCAAAACACUGAAGAAGAAGAAAUAGAGAACAAAACAUGAGUGGCUAUUCCAAAAUGGAUUCAACAGACCAGAAACUUGAGCCGGACCACCCUGUCGAUCCUCAGACUCAGAAGCCUGAUCUUGAACCUGUUGAAAUGAAACCGAAGCUAAGCAGGAACAGGUCAGUGUCUGCAUCAGCACAAGCGGUUCCUUCACCAGUGAAGAUGUCUAUGAGAAGAUCCUCGUCUGUCUCUGAACGCUACUGUAGAAUCUAUGACCAGAGCUCUGCCACGACGUGGCCUCUUCCUUUCCAUGAAGGAGAUGAAGACGUCGAAGAUGAUGAUAAAGAGAAGGUGCACAAGAAGAAGAAGAGCAACAACUUCAAGAAAAUAGCAUUCGUAAAGGCUUGUAAGCGUUUUUUUGGGAUCUCGUGAAACCAGUUUUUGUUUUCCUCUACAUCCAUAUCUAUCAUAUAAUAGAUCUCAUUGUUAUUUUCGAUUAGAGUCCAUCUUUUUCAUGAAACGUUUAAUACAAUAAUUUUUUCCUUAUAAUUUUAUCGAUUGCUUUGAAUGUUGGAUCAGUGCUUUUACGAAAAUCACAAACUACUUGCUCU